This is a messenger RNA of Paramecium tetraurelia, 7589 nucleotides long. RefSeq lists its product as uncharacterized. NCBI's taxonomy places the organism in Eukaryota, Ciliophora, Oligohymenophorea, Peniculida, Parameciidae. Gene Ontology annotation, biological process: cyclic nucleotide biosynthetic process; adenylate cyclase-activating G protein-coupled receptor signaling pathway; intracellular signal transduction. The transcript is spliced from 3 exons. The record is from RefSeq and is a predicted model, not a curated record. Gene Ontology annotation, molecular function: adenylate cyclase activity.
AUGUAAAAAGUUGCUUUGGCUCUAUACGAGUACAUUAAUAAGAAGUAUGUGACCAAGAUGAUACGUAGAUCGGAAGAGCUCUAUUCAAGGCAGAUAGAAUUCGAGAUGGGGGAAUCAGUGAAUUUGAAAGGAAUAGCAUCUGCUGAAUUGCACAAUGGAAUUCAUUCGUAUCUCUCCUACUCACAAAUACUGGGAGAGUAUGCCAACCGUCCAGGGAACUGGAUAUUCAUCAUAACCAACAUAGUUUGUCUAUCGAUCAUCGAUUUGAAGGGCGAGGACUUUUCACUAUUCUAUCAAUUUGUCAUUCCCUUAUUGGUGGGUAUUGCCAUGUACUUAAUAAAGAUGCUCUAUUAUUCAAUGAUCAAACAUCAACAAGACAAACAAAUCAACAAGAGAAGAGUGACCAUAUUCAAAAGGUUAAAGAGAAUCAACUCAACAAAUAAGACUAUCGUUCACGAGGACACAAAACACCCUAACAACAAUGAUAUCAUCCUCUUUUCGGCUCCACGCAAAUAAGACGUAUACAAACCGAUGAUAAUUUCGUCGUUCAGAGAUGAAAAGAAGGUCUAAUCAACUCCAAGACCGGAACAGAAAGUAUAGAUAUUUGAAACAGUCUGUUGGGAUGAAGUGGAAGUGGGUGACAUAGUUGUAUUGUAAAGAAAUGAGAUCUCUCCAGCAGAUCUAUUGAUUUUGGAAUCCAAUUCAGAUCAUUGCAAUGUUGAUGUUGCCAACUUCACUGGUAAUACCAAUCAGAUAUACAAAUCACCCAACAUCUUAACCAGCAUGUCCAGAAUGCAUCAAUUUAAGAAUAACUCCUUUGAGUAUCGACUUUUACUAAGUGGUAAAGUCAAUUAUGAUAGGAACAACAACGACAAAUCCUUAUAUUCAGGCUUUGUGAGACUCAAAAACGAUCCUCAAGCCAUUGACAUUAAAAAAGAGAACAUCCUCUUCAGAGAACAACUCCUAUUGAAUUGCGAUUACAUCUACGGAUUGGUCCUCUUUGCUGGAUUGAGUUGUCGCUACUACUACAAUUAGCCCAAGACAAGAGUGAAUCACUCUUUCUUUUACACCAAAGUUGACAGGUUCUUUUAAUUCACUCUAGUCCUCUUGAUUGUCCUCUCCUUUGCCUCUUGGAUGACGGAAUCAUUAAGGUUUAUGGCUUAUGGUCGAUCAUGGAGUCUUCAAACCUUGUGUAAGUAUCUUUUGGGAUAUCUUAAUAUGAUCCCCUACUAUUUACACUUUAUGUUUGAUUUCAUGACUUUAUGUACAAUGAUAUUUAAAUAGUACUAAUUCCAAAAGCAUUCAACUCAACCCACUCCAAAGACCUGCGACUCCACUCCUUUGCAAUUGUCAUCCAACUAUCAGAGAAUCAAUGACUCCCCUCUAGCUGAUCUAAGUUUAAUAGACAGUGUGAUAUUUGAUAAGACUGGUACAAUGACCAUUCCUUCUUUCAAGUUGAAGAUGAUUCAUUUCAAUGAUCAAUUGUUCUCCAUCAAACACAAAACAUUUGAUGAUUUGUAUGAGUGGAAAACCUACCAACAACAACAGCAGGACAACCAGGAACUCCAACAAUUCUUGAUGAAGGAAUCCCAAUCUCAAUAAAAGGAGGCCUCUCAAGUGAGGAUCUCUCCAAAACCCAAACAAAUGAAACGCAUCUCCAAACACCCAUCAAUCAGGCCUGUUUAAUAAGAGGAAUUGCAGGUACCCUCCAAUCAGGAAAAUUGUGAUACCAACAACAACGACUAAGCUAAUUUUGACCCUGAAGAAAUAAUCGAUGAUAACUUCAAAUUGAGAGACAUACAUCGAAGUAAACAACCUAAAAUAUUUCAGGAUUCAUGGGGAUCAAACACAGAUAUCAACAAUUAUGGAUAAGGAAGUGGAGUCUAAUAAUAUUUAUAAUAAUAGCAGCAAAAUAGCAAUAUGAAUAUCAAUAGCAUCUAAUAGUAAAGUAGCAACAAUAAUAUCAACAAUCAAUAGUAAUAAAUCAGCAAUCAAUAACAAUCUUUGAAUAGCAAUCAGCAACAACAACAAAGUCCCAAAGAUAUGAAGAAAUCUACUCUGAUAUCUGGAAUCACUAUCAGAGCUAAGCACAGUAUCAAAAUGGAUAGAUCUGAAAAACAGAAGAGGUUUGGAGCUGAAAGAUCAAUGAAUUUCACUAAAUUCCUGUCGGAAGAUGCUUUAAAUAAGAACAAUGAAGAUCUGAGAAGUUUGGAUGAGAAGGACUUUCUGAAUAAAUUGAUUACUAGUGAAAGUAGAAAAUAAACAGAAGAAGCUAUCUUGAUACUAAUGAUAUGUCACAACACCUAAUCCACCUACAAUAAAUCUGAAGAUACAUUCAAACAUGAAUUUUCAUCAAAAAUAGAUAAUCUACAAUUAGAAUUCAUCUCUCAUUUCAAUUACAGAUUCAUAUGCUCAGCAGUAAAUAAGAGUAAAUACAUUGUUGAAAUCAAUGGCAGACUGACAGAAGUACCUGUUACUGUAACUCAAUUGGAACAUUAUAAAGUAAGUGUGAUACUAACAAAAUAAGAUUACAGAAGAUUUUUUGAAGAUAUCGAUUAAGCAUAUGAUUAUGUUUAAUUUAUCAGAGAUGAUAGUCAAGAGAUGAGUGAUUAGAUAUUAAUGAAUAAGGAGGAGAGGGAGAAAUGGGACAACAUGAUCUAUAAACUCUAUAUGAAUGGAUGCAGACCAGUAGUAUUCUUUAAAUCCUUUAUGGACAACACUUAAUAUUAGCAAUUCUUAAAAAACCCUUUGUAAGAAUUGAAAACAUAGCCAAGAGCCUAUGAAUUGAGUCUCGUUAUAGGAAUCAAGGAGAAAUUAAGAAAGUCUAUUACCACAGUCAUUAAAAAUUUCCUUGCUGCAGAUAUGAUCAUUUGGAUUGCCAGUGGAGAUUCCUUAGAUAAAGUUUUGCCCAUUGCCUAUAAAACAGAAAUUUUGAAGGACUUGAUACCUAUAAUCCAUUUUGAUUCCCAAGAUGCCACUCUAUAGAUCAAAUAAUAAAUCUAAUGGUUAUAUAACAAUCAAAUAAAGCAUUUGAAGGAGGAUUCAACAAUUCUAGAAAAACGAUUAUCUGAUCGCUUAGCGAUGAGUCCAAGUCAGAAACGCAAAUCUAUCCACACAAGUGGCCGUAGAUAGAGUGCCAAAGGAUUCCUGCCUGGACUAUAGAGUUCUCAAUAAAGAAUUAAACCGUUUUCUAUUCUGAUUCAUGGAGAGACUUUGGAUAAAAUAUCAUAAGAUAAUUCAAUGUUCAAUCAUUUGUGUUUUAUCGUUGCAUUCUCCACGUCAGUCGUAGGUUAUAGGAUGACGAAGACUCAAAAGGCAAUACUAGUUAAGAUCCUCUAAGAAAAAUAGGUUUGGAGAAGAAGAGUCUUAGUAAUUGGGGAUGAUAACAAUGAUAGUAGAUUGAUGGCAUACUCUGAUUUUGCUAUUUAGUUAUAGAGUCAAAGACUUUAUCAGUAGGUUGCCGUUGAAAAGAUGGAGCAAUUGCAGAGAACUAAAAAGGAUUCAAAAAGUAUCAAACUCCAUUAGAUCACGUUUAAGCCUGCAAUAAAGGAUUUCAAAAAGUAUUAGUAUAAUAAUAUACCUUAUGUUGGCACAACAGAUAUCGUUGUUAAAGAUUAUCCAAAUUUAAUAUGCACAGUUUUAUCUGAAAGUAGACAGUCAGCAGAGUUGUUGGAGAAUAUCAUAACCUUCUCGUUCUAUCGAAGUUAUCUGCUCUGUUUUACAUUGUUUUUUUAGAUUCUAUUCAAAGGCAUCACCUAUUAUCCUCCUUUAGAUUACUUUCAAAGCUUUUUAUAUAUCAUUCCAAGUCUCUUGUUAUACAUUCAGAGGAUGACUCCAAAAAGGGAGAAAGCCACCAACAUCAAAAAUUAACUCGUCUAUUUCUUUAAUCAAAAUCAACUAGAUUUUAGACAGAUGAGAUACUGGCUAUUCUUUUACAAGGUAAUACUCUAUUCAGCAUCUGAAGCCUUAAUUAUAGCAAUCAUGAUUAGUACUAUGGAUAUAAGGAACAACAAUGGGAAAACCUUUGAUGAGGAGAUGAAAUCGAUCCAGAUGUUUGUUAUCAUAUUGUUAUUGGACUUAACAAAAUAAUUAACUCAUGCUAGUUUGUACUAAUAUAUGAUAUUGCCUAUUUCUUAUUUUGCUUUCUGUACUAUUGGUUACUUGGACUACUUUGCUUAUAAUAUGUUUGAUCUCUUCUAAUACAUUAUAUCUUUUGAAUCAUUCUUAUUUAUAUUAUCAUUGCAACUAUUGUUUUUUUGUUUUUAGAAGACUCUAACUCAAUUUCAUUCCAUUUAUGUUCAUACUACCCUAUACAAAGAGGAUGAUCAGAUUGAAAUAAAUAAUAAGAUCAAACCGAUCUAAAUACAUAAUUAGAAAAGAAGAAAGGAUAAUUUGGUGAUAAAUAUCCAGAAAUAUAUAUUGAAAUUGUUUAAGACCGAAGAAGAAAUAGAUCCAAUAAUAAAGUAGAUAUUAUCUGGGAUAGUAUUGAGUGUAAAGACAACUAAAAUAAAUAAGAUUACUUAAACCUUCAAAAAUAUUCAAUUAGAAAUCAAAUAUCAAUUAAAUGAGUUACCAUCUAUAAUCGAAUAUUACAGACUGUAUUAUCCACUUAGUUGGAUGUUAGUGGAAGGGGCAAUCCUAGUUUAGAUUUGGUUGAUCAAUCGAGAUGUUGAUUAUACUUGGUUUUUGUAUUUUACAAUUGGAUAUAAUGCAGCAUAGGUGUUGAUGGCAUUGUUCAUAUACACAGUGGCAUUCUAGAAAUAUCAUUUCAGAAUUAGCAAGAUUUUGAUCACAAGUAGGUUGAUAUAUAAAAUUGUUUAUGAUGCUUAUUUUUAUCAGGAUAAUGACAAUGAGUUGACAGACAUGUUAAUCAUGUAGUUAUUUAUGUUGUAGCCAUUAAUAGAUGAUAGACCUUUGACAAUCAUCUUCUAUUGUUUUGCUCUCAAUAUCAGUUUUAUAAUCAGGUUCAGUGCUAAUAAUACGACCAGUGAUGCCAACUUUAAUAAAUACAUUAUGUUGAAUUACUAUUUGAUUGCAUUAAUGCAGACAGCAUUGUCAAGUGGAAUGCAUUUUAGAGUUCAGAGAAAUUCAAGAGAGGAGUUCAUCCAAAUGCUGACUUUGGAUCAAUAGACGAAUUCAAUUAGUGACACUUUGAGUAUUUUGAUGCCGAAGUUCAUUAGAAAUAUAAUCAAUUAGAAAGGCGAAUUCGACAUUUAAGAGAAUCAAGGAGAAGUGGCAAUAUUAUUUUGUGAUAUAUGCUAAUUUGAUAAAAUAAUCAAGGCAGAAAAGGAGAAUGUGAUACAUUUAUUGGAUAUCUUAUUUAGAUAAUAUGAUUCAUUGUGUAGUCAAUAUGGAUUAUAGAAGAUAGAAACUGUGGGUAAAACCUAUAUGGCAGCUGCAGGAUUAAAGAACAUUGUCUCUUAAAACAGUGCUAAUCCAGUACUUAGAGCAAUCCAAGUGGCAUUUGAAAUGAGGAAAUUUGCAUCGUAAUAAGAUUUUUGUGGAUCUGGGGAAAUAAUAGUGAAAAUAGGUGUUCAUUAUGGCAAUGUGAUUGCAGGAGUGAUUGGUUAUCAUAAGCCUUAGUUCUCAUUGAUCGGUGAUACGGUUAAUACUACAAGUAGAGUAUGUUCGACUGGUUAAGAUGGUCAAAUCAAGAUUUCUGAAGACGCUUAUAAAUUAGUUAGUGGUUCAUAGGAUUUCAUAUUUACAAAGGAUUUUGUAGAAGCAAAGGGAAAAGGAGUCUUAGUAACUUAUAUAUUAUCCGAAUAGGAACAAAGAAAAUCAUUAAGACAUAAGAAGUAGUGUGUGAAGGAUGGAAGAGGUAAGAAUAAUCUACAGAAUUCGGUGGCUACACAGGAUAAUUCAGAGAGGGUAGGGAGGAAUCAGAAAGUGAAGAGAAAACCAACACUUGUUUUGCCUCAUUUGAAAUAGAGUAAUCCGAAAUUACAACACAAGUCAAGUCUUAAUGUAGAUGGGCAAUAACAAUAGAAUUCGCAUGGGGAUAGUGAUCAUGCAAAUUAGAUAGGGUAUAAAAUGAGUGUGGAAGGAGCCAAUUUGAUAGAAGCAAUAGAGAUUAAAUUGGGAAAAGAGAACUUAUUGGUGGAUGAGAAUUUUGAUUUUCCCAAUAGUGAGAUAGAGAAGGAGAAACUGAAGCAAUUAUAUUAGAGUGAUGAGGAAUUCAUAGAAACAGAUGUUUUGAUCUUGGACAAAAGAAAACUCUUUUUGGACUUUGAUCCAGAGGUUGACUAAUGUCAUAUACAUGAUUUCUAUAGGGAAUUAACUAAGAAAAAUACAGUGUUGGUAAUUUUAUUGAAGGCAGGAGUGACAACAUUGUUGUUGGUCUAAAACACAUCAACCAUAUUGAUUGCAUAGAUAUUUGAGAACUAAUAUACUUGGUAUAUCAAUCUAUCUUUUGGAUAUGUAAUUGUGGCAAUCAAGAUUGUAUUCUUAGUGUUAUUGAUAAUGAAAUAAUACAGAGAGAAAUAUUUCAAGGAGAUUUACUUCAUCUACAGUUAUAUUAUAACAAUGAUAUGGUGGAUCAUUCAUAUCUUCUCUUAUUAGAGUUUCAUAGUAGGAGAAAUCUGUAUUGCUGUUGGAGUCUUCUUGUCAUUCAUGACUUAGUUGAACCCUAUUAUCAAGAUGAAAUACAAGGUUAUAGAGAGUAUCUCGAUGAUUUCAGUCAAUUUGAUUGUGGUUCUGGUCAAAAAUUGGGAAAAGAGUCUCAUUUAUUAUGCCAUCAUCUUAUAAUUAAUCUUUAUUUCUAAUCAGAUCUAUAAAUUCAAUAAGAAUGUCCAAUUAUAUAACAAUAAAUGCAAACUAAAGGCUAAGCAUUAAUAAUUAGACUCCUUGGUUAAACAUCAAUUACCAAGUCAUAUGCUCGAACAAUUUCUCAAAUUCUAACAACAAAGAGCUGUCCUUAAAGACAGUUAUGAAAAUGUUACUCUCUUAUUUGCUGACAUUGCUGGUUUUACUGAAUAUUCCAGCAAAGUAUCCCCAGAGUAGGUUGUAUUUAUGUUACGCAACCUUUUCACUGAGUUUGAUAAGUGCUGCUAAGAAAAGUCAGUCUAUAAAUUGUAUACAAUCGGAGAUUGCUAUGUUGUGAUGGGUAUGUUAGAUGCCAAAGAUAGGAAUAUAGCAUAGGAGGCUAAGAAUACUGUGGAAUUGGGAUUUGAGAUGAUUAGCAUUAUCAAGAGAGUCAGAGACCAUAUUAAUUUUCAAGGGUUGGACAUGCGUAUUGGAAUUCACACAGGUAAUAUUAUAGGAGGAGUCUUGGGUACUGAAAUUGUUAGGUAUGAUAUCUAUGGACCAGAUGUUCUUAUUGCGAAUAAGAUGGAAUCAAAGGGAGAAAGGGGUAAUCUCCAGGUUUCUUCAACAACCAAAGAAAUCUUGGAGUAACACUACCCUGAAGAAUUCCGAUUCUGCUUUCACACGCGCGUAGAUAUACCAUCUAUAGACACAUCCACUGAUGGAUAUUUCAUUACUAUUAGAACCUUUGAUGAACUUUCCAUGGAUUUGCAGGAACAUCAUUCAGAAAGUUGUCGUUGAGUACUAACAAUAUUCUAUUUACAUUUUAUAAUCUAUGUACUUUA